GGGUAGGUGGGCAGUCGUGCGUUAAAGAAUAACCUGGUCCCGGGAAGCCCGCCAAGGAGACGCGGCCCCUUCCCCGGAUCUGGCAACUCCGCGCGCGGGCACACCCGCGAGUAAGCCGGCCCUCCCCGGCGGCGGGGUCCCGCUGGCACCGGGAGCUCCGCAGGGGCGAGGGGCCGGCGGGGGCUCGAGGUGCCGCGCGAGCCGGGCCCUUUCCCCAGGCCGCGCGGGAGCGGCCGGCUCGGGGGCCGGGCCUCGGAGCACAAGCCAAUGGGAGCGCGGCUGGCCCCGGCGGCCGGCCGCCUCGGAAUGUUGAUACAGCGCGAGAGCCAAUGGGCGUGCGCCGGGGGCGGGGCCGCGGGGCGGGGCGCGCGAGCCGCGCGAAGGGGGCGUGGCCGGCCGGCAGCCUCCCGGCCGCGCGGCGCGGGCGGCGGCCGAUUGAGGGCGGGGGUCGGCGGCCCGGCCAGCCCGGCCCGGCCCGGCCCGGGGCCGUGUCCUGAGCGUCCGCCCUCGCCGCUGCAGCCUCGGCACCCGGCCGGCCGGCCAUGGAGGCCGAGCGCUCUCCGGUGCCCGUUCCGGGUUGCGGGCGCCCCCCGCCCCGUGCCGCCGGCCGGGACCCCGCGGCCUCGCCCAUGUCGGUGCCCGCGCCGCCGCAGGGCCCUGCCGUGGGCGGCGGCUUUGCGGGCUUGGAGUUCGCGCUGCCUCAGGAGCCAGAGCCGCGGGCGGCGGACCUGGGGGUCCCGGGGACGUGGGCGGGGGCGGGAGGAGCGGCGGGGCCCCCGACGCCGUCGGCGCACAUCCCGGUGCCAGCGCAGAGGUGAGCCAGGGUCCCGCGCGCCAGGCCGAGAGACCCCCCAGGAAAAUCCCGGCUGGACGAGGUCAUGGCUGCGGCAGCCCUCACCAGUCUGUCCACCAGCACCCUCCUUCUGGGGGCCCCAGCUGCAGCCUGUAGCCCAGAGCCUGGCUUGGAGCCCUGGAAGGAGGCCCUGGUGCGGCCACUGGGCAGCUGCAGCAGCAGCGGAGACUGGGGCUGGGACCUGGCCAGUGACCGGUCCUCUCCGUCUAUCCCUUCACCCCCACUGCCCUCCGAGGCAGCCCAUUUCCUAUUCGGGGAACCUGCCCCAAAGAAGAGAAAGCAGGCGGCAGGCAGAGCCUGAGCAGAGCGACGGGGAGGAGGACUUCUACUACACAGAGCUGGACGUCGGCAUGGAUGUGCUGACAGACGGGCGGCCCGGCCUCUCGCCGGCGUCCCCCGCGGCCUCCGUGCCCCCCGCCUCGCCCCGCCUGGAGCUGCCAGAGCCUCGGACCCUGUCCGGCCUGCUGCACCCGCUGGCCCUGCCCCCAGUUCCGGUGCUGAGCCCCGUGGCACCCCGCGAGGCGCGCCGAGGUGACGACGCCUACCAGGGCUGCCUGGCCCCCACCCGCCCGGAGCCACAGCCGACCACCGGCAGGACCUGUGUGCCGACCCCGCCCUCCAGACUCGGCGCCAGCCCAAGGAAGCCCCGAGGUGAUGCCAAGAAGUGCCGGAAGGUGUAUGGCAUGGAUCACAGGCACCUGUGGUGCACAGCCUGCCGCUGGAAGAAGGCGUGCCAGCGCUUCCUGGACUGAGCCCCCCCACCCCGCCCCCCGCCCCCGUGCCAGCGCUCCCUGGACUGAGCCCCCCUUCCCGCCCCCCGCCCCCCGCCCCCGUGCCAGCGCUCCCUGGACUGAGGGUCCCCCAUCCCGCCCCCCCCCAUGCCAGCACUCCCUGGACUGAGCCCCCCACCCCGCCCCCCGCCCCCCACCCCCGUGCCAGCGCUCCCUGGACUGAGCCCCCCUUCCCGCCCCCCGCCCCCCGCCCCCGUGCCAGCGCUCCCUGGACUGAGGGUCCCCCAUCCCGCCCCCCCCCAUGCCAGCACUCCCUGGACUGAGCCCCCCCAUGGCCCCUGCACCCCCCCACCUCUCUGUGUCCGCGCUCCCUGGACUGAGGCCCUCCCCGCCCCCACCCCCACCCGCACUUCCUGGACUGAGCCCCCCACCCACCCCCAUGCCCCACACCGUGCUGCUGCCUGCUCUCCAGGACUUUUUAAAGGAAAAAAUAAGCUACCCCCGACUCCCCAGCCUGGGGCUUCUCCCAGCUGCAGGGUCUACUUUUUAACAGUGGGGGAAGUUGGUGACCCUGGACCCCCAGAGGUUGGGGGGGAGGGGUUCUUGCCACUCAAAGUGCCUCUGAAGAAACCAGCCUUUUGCACUAAAGCCAACCUCACGGCCGUCCCCCUGGCCCCGGGUCCCUGGGGGUGGCUGCCCUCCCUGCCCGUCAGCCCGUGGACUUGUCAGGGUGCUGAGGCCGAACUUCAGCGCCUCGUGGGGGGGCCGGUCUGUGAUGCGGCCUGAGGGGAGGGGCCUCCUGCCUGCACUUAACCUGAUGGUUCCAGGGCCCCGGGGGCUGACCUUCGUCUCCUGUUUGUGAAGCUCAGGUGUCUCGAGUCUGGGCCAUACCAGGCGAGGAGAAAAAUUAAAGAUUUGGGGUUUUUCCAGAAA
This is a messenger RNA of Leopardus geoffroyi (Geoffroy's cat), 2517 nucleotides long. RefSeq names its product SLC2A4 regulator (gene SLC2A4RG). The record is from RefSeq and is a predicted model, not a curated record. Gene Ontology annotation, biological process: regulation of transcription by RNA polymerase II. Bases 268 to 1605 code for a protein of 445 amino acids. Gene Ontology annotation, cellular component: nucleus. Gene Ontology annotation, molecular function: RNA polymerase II cis-regulatory region sequence-specific DNA binding; DNA-binding transcription factor activity. The transcript is spliced from 7 exons. Lineage: Eukaryota; Metazoa; Chordata; Mammalia; Carnivora; Felidae.